Molecule: messenger RNA, 663 nt
Organism: Thamnophis elegans (Western terrestrial garter snake)
Lineage: Eukaryota; Metazoa; Chordata; Lepidosauria; Squamata; Natricidae
Gene: MZT1
Product: mitotic spindle organizing protein 1
Exons: 3
Coding region: 20-238 (72 amino acids)
Biological process (GO): mitotic spindle assembly; microtubule nucleation by interphase microtubule organizing center; gamma-tubulin complex localization
Cellular component (GO): spindle; gamma-tubulin ring complex; interphase microtubule organizing center
Source: RefSeq, a predicted model, not a curated record
GGUCGCGGGGGCUGCCGUCAUGGCGACCUCCUCCGGCAACUUGAACGCCGUGAGGGAAACGAUGGACGUGCUGAUGGAGAUCUCUCGCCUGCUCAACACCGGCCUGGACGCCGAGACGCUCUCCAUCUGCGUGCGGCUAUGCGAGCAGGGCAUCAACCCCGAGGCCUUGUCCGCCGUCAUCCGGGAGCUCCGAAAGGCCUCCGAGGCUCUGAAGGCUGCUGACAAUUUGACAAAUUAAAUUGAGGAAAAGGUUUUUUUCUAUUGAGAUGAAGCUUCUGAGAAAUAGAAGAUUUUGCCUUCAUUCGUAGAAGAUUUUUGUUGAAGAUGUUGGUUAUUGGUUGUGUAAGUUUCUCACAGGUGUGGAAAAUACAUUGCUUUUUAAAUACCUAUUAACCAAUAAUCUUUCAAAAUGCAUUUUGUAUCUUUUUGUUGUAUGUGAUUUAAAAAUCUUGCAAUUAUGUAUUAACUCAGAAAUUUCUUUCAUUGUCCCAGUUGAAACAUGUGCCUCAUAUUUGAUAAAAUGUUGACUGUAUCAUUCAGAUGUGGCCAAUGUACUUAACAUUAGAAGACAGACAUCUGCCUGAAGGAGUUCACUGCUGUGGAUUAAUUUUUAAAGUGUUAUUUUCUGUAUUCCUGUUAUUUACAAUUUGCUGACUCUUUCAC